This is a messenger RNA of Ilex paraguariensis (yerba mate), 216 nucleotides long. Lineage: Eukaryota; Viridiplantae; Streptophyta; Magnoliopsida; Aquifoliales; Aquifoliaceae. The record is from the annotation of a GenBank genome assembly.
AUGAAACAAGGCUUCCUCGUCAGACUUGUCUUUGACGGACUGGGCUUCCUUGUCGGAGAAGAGUCUGACUUAGUGGUUGGAGAAGGAUGCAAAAUCGAUGCCCCUCGUCGGAGAAGAUGCGCGGCUGCGACUGGAUGGCGGAAGAGGAGGACAGGGGAUCUGAGAGAGGGAUCUAAGCGAGAGAGAAGAGAUUUGGUCGAGAGAAAGGGGAUCUAA